UAGUGUGGCUCCUGAGACCGUUAGGGCCGUGGGCUUGAGUAAAUCAGGCGCUCAAAGCGUUUCGACAGAUUCGGGUCGUUUUCACAGCAGAAUUCAGGGAUACAUAGAGUUGCGUCAACAGACAAUCACAAAAUUGGUAUUUACGGGUUUUUAGACUACGCCGAUGGUACUGGCGUUUUUUCUUUGGCUUUCCCUCGUUACUACGAAUCGGCGUCUAAGCGUGUAAGAACUGUUUGGCAUCACCGCUCCCACGUGUCCUCUGCUAUCCAGCGGCCGCGGCGCCCGCCCUGACCCCGACCCUCAGCCCCCAGACUCGGCUGGCAGCGCAACCCCCCAUCCUCGUGCUGGUGCCGGCAGCGAGAGUUCGUGCUCAAGCACGAAAUCGGGCCUCUGGAGACGUUCAAACAGGUUGGACAGCUGCUUUCCCAGGACAGAGAGGAAACUCAUGCAGCAGAAAAGUCCAGUGAGUGUCCUGUCCUGGUUCAACAAUUCAGAAAGUUCAGGGUCUAGUGGAUGACCUCUUGUGCUUUCAGGUGAUUAAAAAACAUACGAAAAGACUAUGGCUGGACAGAUACCAGAAUCUGAUCAGAUAAAACAGUUUAAAGAAUUUCUUGGAACCUACAAUAAACUUACAGAAACCUGCUUUUUGGAUUGCGUUAAAGAUUUCACGACAAGAGAAGUAAAGCCGGAAGAGACUACCUGUUCAGAACAUUGUUUACAGAAAUAUUUAAAAAUGACACAGAGAAUAUCCAUGAGAUUUCAGGAAUAUCAUAUUCAGCAGAAUGAAGCACUGGCAGCCAAAGCAGGACUCCUUGGGCAACCACGAUAGGGAAGUCCCGGAGGACGGACUUGCCGAUGAAAGAUGGUCAGCAAGUGUUGCCCUGAGACGGGGAUUCAGCUGCUAGAAUCCCUGAACGCAGUAGGAACCAUGACAAACCAUCCGUCAUGGCUGUCUAGCAGAUGAAAACCACUGGAGAAACAAAGAUGGCUGUUCACCGGGAGUAACUGAAAUAGAAGGUCUUAUUGUUCAGUGAAAAUAACAAGAUGCAACAUUUUGUUGAGGCCUUACAGCUCAGCAGCUUGGUCACUUGACUAGAAAAAUAAACCAUUGUUUCUUCAA
Messenger RNA from Lepus europaeus (European hare), 1120 nucleotides. RefSeq names its product translocase of inner mitochondrial membrane 9 (gene TIMM9). The record is from RefSeq and is a predicted model, not a curated record. Lineage: Eukaryota; Metazoa; Chordata; Mammalia; Lagomorpha; Leporidae. Bases 560 to 829 code for a protein of 89 amino acids. The transcript is spliced from 6 exons.